Striga asiatica is the source of this 536-nucleotide messenger RNA. The record is from the annotation of a GenBank genome assembly. Lineage: Eukaryota; Viridiplantae; Streptophyta; Magnoliopsida; Lamiales; Orobanchaceae.
CUGAAAUUUCCCCGUCCGACAAGUGUCAAGAACAAAACCCCGGCCACCAUCCAAAUCACCGCCGACCAGAUCCUCCGCGAGCGUCAGGAGGCCGAAGUCCGGCCGCCCAAGCAGAAAAUCACCGACACCGCCGAGAUUGGUAAUACCUCCUCCGCAAGCGCAAGGAGUUACGAGGACCUAAUCCAGCGGAUGCUGUGGAACAUGCGCGAGCGCCGGGCAGAUUUUCAAGCGGUUGUUGGGGUGGAUUCCCUGUCAGAAGAGCUGGCUUUCGUACAUAAAUUUCGAGCUGAGAUUUUGAAGAAAUACUUUGAGAUUGAGUUGCAACUUGGUAACAUAGAACGGUGCAGAAAAUUUCAUGAGAAGUGUUUAGAGUGGUCACUGGAGAAUUGCUAUGCAUGGAGCAUGUAUGCUGAGCUGGAGAGAUAUCAUUGGAAGAAACUGAAAGAGCCCGAGCUCUUUUUAAGCUUGCAAUUGAUCAACCUGCACUAGACAUGCCAUAGCUUCUGUUGAAGGUACUCAUUUCUUGUGAACACUUU